UGAAAUUUUUCCGGUAUGCGGUUUGUAACGCCCCCUCAAUCAUCACCGCAGAGAAAGCUUCACACGAUCACACACACAAGCUCUGGAGCGCUAGUCUGUACUGCACUAAAGACUGUGUCCUGUGAUGGCUACAAGAGAGCUGGCAAUGUCGGGUGGUGGUCCAUGGGGAUUCACUCUGUCCGGGGGGAAGGACUUUAGGUCUCCACUGAAGGUCUCCAAGAUUACCCCUGGAGGCAAGGCUGCCAAGGGAGGUAUAAGGUUUGGGGACUACAUCACUGCCAUCAAUGGAGAGUCAACUGAGUCAGUCCAUCACUCUGAUGCUAUGAUGCUCAUUAAGACCACAGGAACUAGCCUGAGACUAACUCUAUCCAAGGAGCCUCCAGCCAGCCCUCAGAAUGAACCCAAGUUUGGGCAUGAUGGAACUGAUGCCGGGGACCGUCCUAAACCACCCCCUGUUCCCACGACAACCAAAGGUCCUGUACGGCAGCAAGUCACCAUCUCCUCAGCUAGUUUCAGCACUACCCCAAAAUCACCCGAACCCAAGGCACAGCCAUCUAGUGUGGUCCCUGACUCUGGCCUGGACACUGGUGGCAGCUCCACUCAACAAUCUCCAGCGUUCAAGAGGAUUCAUGUCACCAAAACCCCCACUCCCAGCGUGCUCAGUGGGACCUCUCCACCCACACAAGCCAUGAAGAAUGUCGUGUUGGAUGAUGGAAACGUCAGGAAAACCUCUGAAAGGCCUCAGGCUCCUAGUAAUGCCCCGUCCAAGGUAACCAUGACAACAGUCAAAGUCCCUAAAGGGUCUCCCAUCCCCAAACCUCCGCCCCCUCACACGACCACACCCACCACCACUGCCGCUACCGGACAAACUACCCCUGGUAAGGUGGUCCAGCGUCAAGGAGUGUGUGCGAGCUGCAACGAGCCAAUCAGAGGUCCCUUUGCUAGUGCUAUGGGGCGGGUAUGGCAUCCAGAGCACUUCACUUGCUCUACUUGUUCCAAGACUCUGCAGAACACCACCUUUGUGUUUGAGGAUGACCAGAUCAUCUGUGAGGACUGCUAUUCAUCUAAUGCCCAGAGCUGCCAUUUCUGUCAGAAGCAAAUACUCGGGCCAUGUGUGAGUGCAGUGGGGUUGCACUGGCACCAGGAACACUUCACUUGCUCCAGAUGUAGCACUGACCUGUCCAAAGGAGAAGGGUUCAAUAUGGAGAACAACCUGCUCUUCUGUGCUGACUGCUUUGGCUCUCUGUAUGGUGCUACGUGCAGUGGGUGUGGGGGCAAGAUCGGUGGAGGGGAGCUCUGGAUAGAAGCUCUGGAGGGAACUUGGCACUCGGCCUGCUUUGUCUGCGAGGGUUGUAAGAAUCCUCUGGAAGGAUCAACUUUCUUUGCCAAGUUGGGACGACCCUACUGCAAGAGUUGUGCCUGAGGAAAGUGCUCAAACUAUCAAACAAACAGUGUAUAUACAUGUAGCUAGCUAUAGCAUCGUCAUUCUAAUCAGACUCUAAUGAUAGUGUUGUUUUGAAUUCAGUAGAUUUGUAUACCAUACCAUUCAUUUUUGCAUUCAUAAA
Molecule: messenger RNA, 1565 nt
Organism: Halichondria panicea
Lineage: Eukaryota; Metazoa; Porifera; Demospongiae; Suberitida; Halichondriidae
Product: LIM domain-binding protein 3-like
Exons: 12
Coding region: 125-1423 (432 amino acids)
Biological process (GO): actin cytoskeleton organization; muscle structure development
Cellular component (GO): adherens junction; filamentous actin; stress fiber
Molecular function (GO): actin binding; muscle alpha-actinin binding
Source: RefSeq, a predicted model, not a curated record